AGAAACACUGGACGUUUAUUGAGCUGCAAGAUUUGUUCAAACAUUAUUUAUCUAGAAUGAAACGUUUUGGGAUUUUAGUGAUUUUGGUUCUCUUGUUCUGCGCAGAGUUUCAAAUGAUUCCUGCUUUCCCUGGCGGUACAAAAGAUGUGUCAGGAGAAGCGAAUAAGGAAAGUAAGGAGGUCUCCCUGGAGGACAGUCACGAGGAAAGUGCCCAAAAAGAUACUUCUAGAAACAAAAGAUCUUUUGAAGAAACAUCUUCAGAAAAGUCAUCUGAAGAAUACGCAGAAACAUCACCUGAAAUACCUUUCGAAACAUUCUUUCGUGGAACGAUAGGUUGUGGCGAGAAACCUGACCUCUACACAGGACCUUGUGCUUAUUGUGAAUGCAUAGGUUUUGAUUGGGAGUGUUUCGUUGCAGAUUGUGGGGAGGUGCAAUGUGUGGAUGGCUAUAGACCUGAAGGAGAAUGUUGUGUUGAAUGUCCUAAUGGUCCAAACUGUUUGUAUAACGACCGAAUAAUCUCAGUGGGCGAGUCAUUUUUUAAUGACGAUGGCGAGUCUUGCACUUGUCAGGAGACUGACAUUUGGACUGAAGCUCCAGAAAUACAGUGUGCAUAAGUUGAGGACGAAUCUAGAUACCUAAAGGCUAAAGACAUCACUGACUGUCUCACUCUUAUUCUAACAUCUACAGAUGUUUUUUUCUUUACCAUAUCCUUAGAAUUACUUCAAUGUGUUAGCAUGCUUCAGAUACUAUAAACUGUCCAUUUAGAUAAACUUUAAUAUGAUUUAUAAUUAUAUGAUUAAGUUCAUUGGUGGUGUCUCUACAACUUUCACAUUUAAAUAGUCAACUUUGAUUCCCUGUAAUUAGGUACAUACAAUUGACUUAUUUCUAAUGGGUUACUUCUUGUAGUCAACUACAAUCAAGAGUUGUUUUUGGGGGGCUUAGAAAUAAAGACACAAAACUUUU
Molecule: messenger RNA, 963 nt
Organism: Biomphalaria glabrata
Lineage: Eukaryota; Metazoa; Mollusca; Gastropoda; Planorbidae
Exons: 4
Coding region: 57-614 (185 amino acids)
Biological process (GO): negative regulation of BMP signaling pathway
Cellular component (GO): AMPA glutamate receptor complex
Source: RefSeq, a predicted model, not a curated record